UUGAUAUUAAUUAAAACAAGUUUUUUUUAGUUUCAAUUACAGUGGGGAUCGCACAACGCGGAUUUGGUUUUGCCGAUAUACGUUGUUGCCGGAUUCGUUCUUGCUGGAAAACCGCAAUAAACGAGACACAGAGCAUAUGAGAUUUCGACUGAUUGGGCUGUGAACGGUUAUCUCGCUUCGGUCGACAGAUAGAGCCACACAAUCUUCGGAAAACUUCUUGCUUAGACCAACAGUUUAGUGUAGUUUGACAGACAAUUAGUUGAGAACUGUUUCGCCAGGGGCGCUUUGAGAAAUGCAUGAUAUAAAUCAUUCGCUUAACUCAGACGCAAAUUUCGCAAAUUAUAGCAUUUUGAAGAAUGCGGGAGUAAAUAUUUUAUCUCGGAAUCUCUCCAUCAGAUGUAGUUAGUGUGCUUGAAUUCACAUUUUAAUUAUCAGAAUUAAGCUCUGUUGAGGGCAACACCACGGAGACCGAAUGAUGCUUUGUGCAACACGACGCCGAAGAAGGAUGGUAAACGUCAACAGGAAGAAAGCGGAAAGAAAGAGAAGUAAGGAAACGUAAGGUUGAAUAAUCAAUGUGUUAAAACUCUGAAGAUAGAAGCAAGGUGAAAUUUAUCGAAUAAAAGUUAAUUUAGUAGUACAAGUUGUGGUGAGGAUAGAAAUUCUAGAAGGAGAAAAGAGUGAUAGUUUGGAUACGUGAAAGGAUUACAGAAACCUUAACCUAUUAUCACAGACAGUUAUCACAUGUGGUUAACUUAGAAUAAAACGUGCGAAAUUAACAACUACUGAGAAGUAACAUACAGUUCAGUAUAAUUUGCGGGUGAAUCUGCAGGAGGAAAGUUGGAAGAAAUGUAGAACACCAAUAAUUGUGAGUAAUUUUAUUCCUUUGUGAACUGAAUGCAAUCAAUGAAAAUUCAUAAUAAACCAAUUUUUAGCUUUGAUCUGCUAUAUAGAAAGCUGAUACGAAGAGUGUUUUCAUUCCACUCCGAACACAAAUCAAAGAAUUAUUGUUCGGAUAACCUCAAAGGAUUAUGGACACCUCGACGGAAAAAAACUGUAUGCUUUGUCAAGAGCCGGAUAGUGCAGACGACAUGGUGCAAUGUGAUGCUUGCAGUAUGUGGGCUCACUACCGAUGCGCUGGGGUCACAGCUGAAAUAGAAGAUCAACCUUGGAGUUGCGUUAAGUGUUGCAACCAAUUGCGUUUGCCCAAAUCUGUAAAAAAAGGAUCUAAGAAAGCUGGAGAGAAAAAAGGAACCGCAAGCAAGAGCGACUGCAGUUCGAUACACAGUAACAUAUCGGCACUAGACACUGCCUUGAAGCUGCUAGAAGAAGAACAGCAAGAGAAAGAACAGGAACUAGAAAAUCAACGCAUUUUACAUGAGAGGAGGUUAGAAAUGAAACGAGCAAUAGAGGAAAAGAAAUUGAUACAAGAAAAGGAACUACGCGAACGAGAAUUGCAGCAGGAACGGGAAAUAAGGGAAUAUCGGCUAACCCAAGAGCGAAAGCAUCUACAAAUGCGAUUAGCAGAAGAAGCGAAAUAUGUUGAAAGGAGACAAGCUUUACAACAAAAAUUCGUGGAGAAGCUGAAUAUCGUAAAGGAAUCUAAUAUUAAUGCGAUUAGCAGAAGAAGCGAAAUAUGUUGAAAGGAGACAAGCUUUACAACAAAAAUUCGUGGAGAAGCUGAAUA
Molecule: messenger RNA, 1684 nt
Organism: Malaya genurostris
Lineage: Eukaryota; Metazoa; Arthropoda; Insecta; Diptera; Culicidae
Exons: 3
Coding region: 1029-1640 (203 amino acids)
Source: RefSeq, a predicted model, not a curated record